GUUUCAGGAUACCUCUCAGUUGAUUUCAAGGAGAUGCGAUGUACGUCGGUGUCAGCUAGUCUUUUCUUUUUUUAUUUAUCAAUCCGCAAUGUAUUCACUUAUACUGCACAUAUCGAAGACCCUUCUAGAAUAGAGCUUGACAUGUUCGACUGGACAGCCGGUGUACGGGUAGCUUAUUGUGUUGAUUCGCCUCUCCCUGAUCUCAUUUCUCCUUUCCGCCGGACAAUGGCAAAAGUGGUGACAAAAUAUUGCCAGAAUGCAACUGCUUGCAAUCUGAGAAGCUCCCUGAUUUUUGGUCCGGAGCAAAUUGUAAUUCUAGAAGGAUUUCCCAGGCGGGAAUCUUUAACAAUACAAAUCAAAUUUUUCGUUCUCUUGCCACAUUCCUCGAAUCCAAAUUUACGCCAACAAAGGCCUUUCUUGCCGAGACAAGUUCUAUCAGAUAUUUUACAAAAACAUCAUCAAGAAAUUGCAAAUAGGCUAGGAUGGCAUAUCAUUGCAUAUGAAAGAUAUCCGCGGUUUGACAGUAUGACGGAAUUCAUGAAUGUUGCAAUCAUUCCAAUUGUUAUAGUUUCAUUAUCACUAAUGGUAUUCCUAGCGUAUUGGGUUUCAACGCUGAGGCCAAAUUCCGGAUCCGAUACUUGGAUGGUAACUGGAUCAGCAGGUGGUAAAAACGCCGCUCUCCGAAGAACAAUGGAGAUUAUAGCGGAACAAAAUGAGGAGUAUGAACGUCAGGAAAGAUACGCCCUGACAAAACAUGUUGUUGCAACUUCUGGUCAUGAAGGUAUCACUACAACAGGAGAGUUAUUAUUAAAUGUGGCGAGGUUAUCAAUGGCAUCUUCACAAGCCCCAUCAUCUGCUCAAUCACCUCAAAUAUUUAUUCAACCUGGAAGUUCGAGCUCCUCAUCUGUCCCGCGAACCUCUAUAGUGUCGUUACACGGCGGCAAAGAGCUGCUUCACGUAAAACCUAGACAUUCGCGUCGGCCAUCUUCAGUGGAGGAAAUUAAAAAAGCGAGACGCAUGCGCGGUCAUCGAAAGUCGGAAUCAAAACAGUGGAAAUCGGGAAGUCUGAUGUUAGCUGGAUUUCGAAGGACAUAAAUCACCACAUACACAUCAAAUAAUGAUUUCAAUUUCAUCCAUUUUAUUAUUCAAUUGCACAAAUUGUUCAUGAUUUUACGUGUCAGAUCGUCAAAUAGAGUUUAAUACAAUUAUUAGUUGUGA
Molecule: messenger RNA, 1218 nt
Organism: Caenorhabditis elegans
Lineage: Eukaryota; Metazoa; Nematoda; Chromadorea; Rhabditida; Rhabditidae
Gene: R02E4.2
Exons: 8
Coding region: 34-1095 (353 amino acids)
Source: RefSeq, marked reviewed